Messenger RNA from Penicillium malachiteum, 1113 nucleotides. RefSeq lists its product as uncharacterized. Lineage: Eukaryota; Fungi; Ascomycota; Eurotiomycetes; Eurotiales; Aspergillaceae. The record is from RefSeq and is a predicted model, not a curated record. Bases 1 to 1113 code for a protein of 370 amino acids. Gene Ontology annotation, molecular function: glycosyltransferase activity. The transcript is spliced from 2 exons.
AUGGCGCUAUCUGCCUCCCUCCUUGUGCUCUUCCUGGAAGCGAAAAACUUCCAUCACUCUCGUCAACUCAUUCACAUAGAGUUCUCGCACGAUAUUCAACCUUUAGCUGGGGCUGGCAAAGACCCAAUUCAUCCCCUUCGUCUUACCGAGUGCACCGAUGCAACCCCGAGUUACUAUGCACCAUGUCUUGCACAGACACUCCCUCAUGCGUUAGCUGGAGAAGAGCUUCUCUACCCGGGACUCAGCAUAACCCCUCCAAUAUUUGCGUCAUCUCGUCCCCAAGAUGCCGAAAAAUGGUGGAACACGACGUGGCUACUGUGGGAUCGUGCCUACAAGCUAGACACGCGGCUACGCUACCCUGAAAAGCACGGUCAGAUCUAUCUCAAUCGCGUGACUACCGACCGGGACACUGGGCGCAAGGGUGACAAGCCCGUUCGGGAUUUAUGGUCAUCUCUAGGCUACCCACCCGACCAUGUUCUACAUCGUGACACGAGUUUCGUGGCAUCAAAACUUAUUUGGGGUUGCCGCGCACCGUUAAUCCACCCACGGUUGACAAAAACGUCACUUUCGCUACUAGCGCCUGACAGUCUCAAGCCCGUUCCUGUGUCUGAUCGAAAUCUGAUUCUAUAUAUGACGCGAUCAAACGGCUUAACCCGUGACAAGGGCCGAGAGGUGAUCAACGAGGAUGUCUUACUAGCAGGAAUCAGGUCUGUGCUUGACUUCAGAGGAAAUAAUGAGAAACUCGAGAUCUUCAAUCACAAUGAUUUUCCUGAUAUGAAGACCUUGAUCCGCUACUUGCAGCAGAACGUCAAAGCGGUGGUCGGUCCCCAUGGGAGUGCCCUGCAUCAUCAUCUUUGGACCGCACCGGAUACACUGGUGGUAGAGUUCCAGCCAACCUCAAGGCCGGAUCUCACGUUCUAUGAGAGCGCGAAGAUGCGGGAUCAGCCAUUUGCUGUACUGAUGGAGGACCCGGUGGAUGAGAAAUACAAUAUGCUGGUGGAUUUGUCUGCUGUGGUGCAGACUCUGGAGGGCAGACUGGGGCGAGAGUUGGAGGUGGGAGAUAAGAUCGAGUUAGGAUAUGAUUGGGAGGCGGAAGAGUUGGCGGUUGUUUAG